AGGGGUCUCCAUCUGACACAUCAUCCCCUGUAAAUCACUUCUUUGGGGUUUUUUUAAUCAGAAUAGCUCUGUUGCUCUUUCCCACAUCUUCACGCCCAAUCGCACACGCGAAGGAGAACAGAAAUAAAAUAAUAAUCGGUGAACGUCGUUUUUUGUCGCACAUACUUUCGUCUUCGUCCGUAUUACUGCGCCCUUUCACUCUGAAUCCCCCCCCCCUCCCCAUUCCCUUUGCUAUCCCACUGCAAUGGCGUCUCAAGGUUACGCUACAGACGACGUGCAGGAGCGUCCGACGGCGGGUAUGGCGGGCAUCGAUGACGAGUACUGCCCCCAUUACUUCCAUCCUGGUGCCCGUCGUCUCUUCGCCGUGUUGCCUUUUGCUGAGCGCAUUCCCCUCUUUGGCGAGGCUGCCCGACCGUACGGUCCCGGUCGCGUCGGGUCCUUGGCGAUCUACUACUUCUUCGGCAAGGGCAUCGCGAGCAACAUCAUGACCUACGCUCGUCAGCCUCUCUUUAUGAAGCGCUACAGCAUUGACGGUACGCGCUACCAGCGUCUGUCCAGCAUCUCCGGUAUGGGCUGGUCCAUCAAAGCCUUCACUGCUAUGCUGUGUGAUACGCUCGCUCUCUGCGGGUACACAAAACGGUGGUACAUGUUCGGCUCCGCCGUGCUCGGUGCUGUCUUUGCUCUCGUGCUGGGGCUGCUGCCGGCGAAGGAGUCGUCCGCCAACAUCGCGUGUGCUUUUGUCUUUCUCACCUCCCACAGCAACGCCAACAUGGAUAUCCUGUCAGAGGGUCUGUACAGCCGUCUGAUGCGUCGCCAGCCCAGGGCCGGCGCGGCCCUCGUCAGCUCCAUUUGGUGGUUUAUCAUGGUAGGCGUCAUCAUCGCGGCCAGCAUUCAAGGCCCCCUGUCGGACGGGGGUAAAGCACAGAUCGGCAUUUUCGUCUCUGCGGCGCUGCUGCUGCUGUGCGGUCCCAUCUUCCUCUUUAACCUCUACGAGGAGCGUCCGAACCGCGUGGAGCGCUGGGAGGACGCAUUGGCCAUCGAGGCGGAGGUGCGCAUGGAGCUCGGCGAGGACGUCUCCUCCGAGCAGGCCCGUCUGCGAGCUCGUCUGGGGAAGGCGCACUCUCUCUCCAACAGCGACACGGAGCCGAUCUCGAGCCAAGCGAAGGACAUGCACCCCGAGCUUGGCCAUACAGAGCAGGGUUAA
Molecule: messenger RNA, 1204 nt
Organism: Leptomonas pyrrhocoris
Lineage: Eukaryota; Euglenozoa; Kinetoplastea; Trypanosomatida; Trypanosomatidae
Product: putative folate/biopterin transporter
Exons: 1
Coding region: 245-1204 (319 amino acids)
Source: RefSeq, a predicted model, not a curated record